Tigriopus californicus is the source of this 1359-nucleotide messenger RNA. RefSeq names its product COP9 signalosome complex subunit 7a-like (gene CSN7). The transcript has 3 exons. Lineage: Eukaryota; Metazoa; Arthropoda; Copepoda; Harpacticoida; Harpacticidae. The record is from RefSeq and is a predicted model, not a curated record. Gene Ontology annotation, biological process: COP9 signalosome assembly. The coding region runs from base 337 to 1281 and encodes 314 amino acids. Gene Ontology annotation, cellular component: COP9 signalosome.
AGGGAAACCGUCUAGCGACACUCAACACAACUUGACAUUCAAUCCCAAUUUGGUCCCCCACGCCCAAGAAUAACGCCUCCUGGCAAUUAACAGUUGACCUUUUGGCACGUUGGCGGCCAACUUCCCCCUGACCACCCAAUCUUGCUCACCUACAUUCGACCUCGAAACCCUCUUUCCUUCCCUCAGAGGGUCUGUCUCAGCCUCUGGACCGGUUUCUCUCCGAUCGGUCCGGUUCGGUCCGGUUCCCUUCUGUUCCUGGCCAGUUUUGACAUCAGUUAUGCCCUCUUUCGCCUCUUUUUCACCCGGCCGAGAAGGCCAGGGAGGGCAGUUUGCGCCAUGAAUGCGGCUAGUGAUAUGAUGACCACUGGGAUAGGGGGAUCGACAUCAUCGGGCCUGACUGCCACGUCCACCUCGGGCCCCGCCGUCAAUAGCAGUUUGUCCACCCACGAAUCCUUUCUAUUGUUGGCCAAUGGGGCCAAAGGCGCGGCCUUGAUCGCUCUGGUCAAACAAGUGCUGGAAUCACCCAACGUGUUCGUGUUCGGUGAACUCUUGGACCAUCCCAAUAUUCAGGCCAUGAAGGACGUGAAGGAGUCGGCCGCCGGCUAUCACGCUCUGCUCGAGAUCUUCGCUUACGCCGAUUACUCGGCCUAUCAGAACCGCCAAGACCAGCUCCCGCCGCUCAGUCCGCCCAUGAGUCAGAAGCUCCGAUUGCUCACCCUGUGUUCUAUGGCCACCACCCACAAGAUCUUGCCCUAUGCCCGUCUUCAGACGGCCUUGGCCCUGGCCUCAGUGCGUGAACUCGAGGAUCUGAUCAUCGAAGGUGCCAGUGCCAAUGUCAUCCAAGGCAAACUUGACCAGCAGUUGCUCCACUUCGAAGUGGACUUCACCAUGGCCCGGGACAUUCAACGGAAUGACAUCCCCGGCGUUCUUUCGACCUUAGAAGCCUGGUGCACCUCGUGCGAUCACAUCCUCACAGAUCUAGAAGAACAGGUUCAACGGGCUAACGAAAUGAAACAAGCCGAUGUGGACCACAAAAAUCACAUCGAAGCCCAGGUGUCCAUGAUCCGCAAGCAAAUCAAGGCUCAGCACCAGCACUCGGGGGAAGGUGCGGAAGACCCCGAUUCUCAAAUGGUGUCGGAUCGCCUCGGUGGUGGCUCGGGCUACGAUCGUCGGGACAAGAAGACGGCCAAAAAUAAAGGACAAAGAACUCAGACGGGUGGUGGCGCCAGCAGCUCCUCGGGAGCGAGUGGGUCCCAGGCCAAGGGGUUCUGGCACAAAUGAUUGGCCAUGCUGAAUGGUAUUAUAGCUUGAAACCCCCACCUGCCCAGAUUGAAAAUAAAUAGAGACGUCCUUGUUAAA